AUGCCCCGCGCCGCCUGUCAUUCGGAGGCGCCCGAAGGUGGGGGUCGGCCGGGAAGGAAGAGGUCGGCGCGGUGCAUGCCGGGUGCAGGACUGGCGGGGCGACGCGGGGGGAGGCGAGCCGCGCGGGGGCCGGCGGGAGGUCGCGGCGGGAGGCCGGCGGCGCGCGGAGGGCAGCGGAGCCCUCCCCUCGCGCCUUCCAUUUUCCUGCGGCCUGAGCCCGCGCGCUCGGAGGCCUUGGGGAGCGGUCGGCGACGGGGAGCCUGUGCCCGACGGCGGCUCCGGGAAGGAUUCACCUGGAAGAGGCAGGACAGGCGGCGCCCCACGUUCGCGUUGGAUUUGAGGCCCCCCCGCCCCGCCCCCGCCCUCGCCCUCGUUUUGUUCGAAGCCCGCAGCCUCUCGCUCAGGCUCUGGGGCUUUUUGUGGAGGUUUCUGGCCAAAGGUGAUCAAGGGCAGCAGCUGGAUUUUAGAACUGGGUUUCGAGGGCUGAAUGCGCAGUGUGUCUUCAAACCGCGCCGUGAACUCGACACGAGGUUAAGGAGAAACGGCACAGGGGGACGGAGCCCGCGUGUUCAGCGUCUAGGCCUGCAGCGCCGCGCUCACCGAAUUCAGCCAGAAGUACAUGAACCACAGAUGUUUACUACCCCUCCCAGGACCAACUCAUUUUCAGCAGCUCAGAUGCAACAACUGACUAUAAAUGAAAGACUCAGCCUAAGUUCUGUGAAGAUCUGCCCACGAUUCAGUCCAGUUGAGUUUUUUCCUACUGAAAUUUCUAUAACUGCUAUUGUUUGCUUAGUAAUUAUUCCUGAACAUGUGUCUUGCCUCUUUAAUUGGAUUAUAAGCUCUCUAGACGUUACAAAAUAUGUGUAUCAUUUAUUUUUUUGGAUUGUAAAGCAUUCCUGGCCCAGUUGUGUACAAAUGGAGGGUGUUAAAAGUGAAUGAAAACAGGUUAUUUGGGCCCUAUUCACUUAUCCUUUCUCAAAGUGGAGAACUUAACAGCCCUUCAGGAUGAGGACAUUUUGCUUUUUAUUUCUGUCAUUAAUUUAAAAAGUGAUGGGAAAGUCACUUUUGAUUUGCACAUGAAAUACUAUGUUUUUCAGAAUGAAGACAUAUUCUGUGAGUCAUUUUUGUUAUGAGUAACUUAGAACAUUUGUGGAUAGUCUAUUUCUGGGUAAAAUAGUUCAAAAUAAGAUUUUGGUAAUGCAUGAGUGAUACAUAUUUAAAACCAAAAAUAAAAUAUCUUUUUGAAUGUU
Messenger RNA from Canis lupus familiaris (dog), 1250 nucleotides. RefSeq lists its product as uncharacterized. Bases 1 to 939 code for a protein of 312 amino acids. The record is from RefSeq and is a predicted model, not a curated record. Lineage: Eukaryota; Metazoa; Chordata; Mammalia; Carnivora; Canidae. The transcript is spliced from 3 exons.